Molecule: messenger RNA, 1020 nt
Organism: Clonostachys byssicola
Lineage: Eukaryota; Fungi; Ascomycota; Sordariomycetes; Hypocreales; Bionectriaceae
Source: the annotation of a GenBank genome assembly
ACCGGAGCCUCUGGGUAUAUCGGCGGCGAUCUGCUCGACCAAUUGACAAAAUCCCACCCAGAGCUCGCCCUAAGGGUGUUGGUUCGAGACCUUAACCAAGUCGAUACCAUUAGGCAUCUAUACCAUGAUGUAACCAUUGUUCGAGGUAGCCUCGAUGAUACCGAGCUCAUCACAAAAGAGGCAAAUAAUGCCGAUAUAGUACUCAAUCUUGCCGCGUAUAACCAUCUUGGCAGUGCACAGGCAAUUCACCAAGCUUUAGUAGAUAGGAAAAGUAAUGGGAAGCCUGCGUACUGGAUCCAAGUAUCAGGUGCCAGCGCGCUUGCUGCAGCCGAGUUGGAAGAUCCAUCCAGAAUCCCUGGCUCGGCUAGUGAAAUUGUCUGGGAUGACUACGAAGGGAUUGAUGCUCUACGUGCCCACAUUGAAAAGCAUCCACAGCGACGCGUUGUCGACAAUUAUGUGCUCUCCGUCGCACGAGACUCACCACAAGUUAAAACUGCCAUCGUCUAUCCGCCCUUAGUCUACGGCCGUGGAAAUGGGCCAAUCAACCAACGAAGUAUCCAACUUCCCGGACUAGCCAAGCUGACCCUGGAAAGAGGCCGGGGAGUGAAAGUUGGCUCGGGUUUGAACCGUUGGGGGGCUGCACACAUAGGAGAUAUCAGCCAGCUCAUCGUGCGGCUGGUCGAAAAGGCUGUUGCUCGCGUGGAUGAUGAACAGCUCUGGGGUAGCAACGGGCUCUACCUUGCUGGAGUGACAGAAUUAACGUUUCAAGAGCUCUCCCAGCGUGUUGUAGCAGCCGCAUCUGACCUCGGACUUGUUCGGAACUCGACAAUUGACGAAAUCACAGCAGAAGAAGCGGAUGAUUUGCUUCCUUGGGGAGGCACGCUGUUCGGAACCAAUGCCAGAGGUGCAGGGCGCAGAGCGCGGGAGCUGCUUGGUUGGAAGCCUGCCAGAGGGAAUAUAGAGGAAGAGGUUACCCGUACGGUGGGCCUAGAAGCUCGGCAGUUGGGCUUGACUCAAGGC